Saccostrea echinata is the source of this 348-nucleotide messenger RNA. RefSeq lists its product as uncharacterized. The transcript is spliced from 2 exons. Lineage: Eukaryota; Metazoa; Mollusca; Bivalvia; Ostreida; Ostreidae. Bases 1 to 348 code for a protein of 115 amino acids. The record is from RefSeq and is a predicted model, not a curated record.
AUGAUUGGUAGCAAAACAGGCAAGAUAAUCAGUUAUGAUGUUAGAAACAAGAGCUGCCGUAUUUGUGAAAAUGCUGCAUUGUCCAAAGAACCACCAAGGCAACAUGACUGCAGGAAAAACUGGGAUGGUAGUGCUAAAGGGAUGGAAUGUGACAUGGCUGUUAGCAUGCUAAAAGACCUUGAAGCCAAAAACAUAAGUAUAGAGACAAUUGUAAUGGAUGAUGACACAACUACAAUAGCAAGAGCGAGGAAAGGAGUGAAGGCGAGACUAAAGAAGAAAAGCGAUGCUGAUCAUGCCCAAAAACAUUUCACCAACAAAUUAUAUGGUCUACAAAUAGCCAAGAAGUAA